Molecule: messenger RNA, 1265 nt
Organism: Annulohypoxylon maeteangense
Lineage: Eukaryota; Fungi; Ascomycota; Sordariomycetes; Xylariales; Hypoxylaceae
Exons: 1
Coding region: 142-1170 (342 amino acids)
Biological process (GO): translation
Cellular component (GO): mitochondrial large ribosomal subunit
Molecular function (GO): structural constituent of ribosome
Source: RefSeq, a predicted model, not a curated record
CUUUUGAAGCUUUUAUGAUAUUAAAUUUAUAAGACUAGAAUAAAGCCCGGUCCGAUUCAAACCCCUACGACAUCGAUACAACGGCUAGCGAGGUAAUAGGAGAGGUGAUAAGCUUACGGGCUCUUCUCUCUGCCGCUGAAGAUGCCGCCUCGAAUCAAUUGCUCGACGCGGAGUAGUAUUAGUCAGGCACUCCAAAGAACGACGACCGCGACGACUGGAAGUUCUCAAAGACCAGCAGCUAUAUUAUCUCAGACCUCAAAGACUCCCUCGAGAUAUUAUGCUAGCGCAUCAUCCGUACCACUUGCGGCACUAAGACUACCCGACAACUAUGUCCCGCCAACACAGCCACCAAGCGCACGACCACCCGAUACACGGAAAUCCCAGCUCCUCAGAACAUACACAGCACUGCUGCGCUCGACACCUCUAGUCUUGUUCUUCCAGCAUAACAACCUUACUUUCGUGGAAUGGUCUGCAGUCAGACGAGAACUGCAAGCUGCCCUUAGUAAGGCGCCCGCACCAGCUGUCGGGCCUGACGGCGGAGUACCCGUGGAUAUUUCGGAAAGCAUCCAUCUACAAGUCAUACGGACGCGCAUCUUCGCCACCGCCCUCAAGAUCGUCGAAUUCUACCACGCCGAAAAACACUUAGAUACAUCUAAUGCCUAUACACAUGAUUUAUCUACAAUGGCCUACGAGACCAUUUCCCAGGCCCCAAUUAACGAGAACUCGGCGUACGGCCAGAUCAGCCCUCUGUUGAUCGGGCCCGUUGCUGCCCUGACCUUUCCAGCAGUAUCACCGGCGCAUCUCGCUGCCGCACUCUCGAUCCUUGCGCCCUCUGCCACGGCAUUCCCUGCGCCGAUGCGCAAGAAGAAUCCUGGGUACUACGAGCCCAUAGCACAGAGCGGGUUGCAGAAGCUGAUCCUCGUGGGUGGGAGAGUCGAAGGCAGGGUGUUUGAUAAUGACGGAAUUAGAUGGGUUGGUGGUAUUGAAGGUGGUAUGGGCGGCCUGAGGGCGCAGCUCGUGUCCAUGCUGCAGAGCGCUGGUCUGGGUCUUACGACAGCGUUGGAGGGACAUAGCAAGAGUUUGUGGCUCACGCUGGAGGGUAGGAGGACACAGCUUGAAGAGGAAAGCGGUGGGGUUAAGAAAGAGGAAGAGGCAGAGAAGAGCCCAUAGAGUGUAUGAUACGCGUCAUGUUUGUAUAUCAUGUCGGACAUAUAUAAAAUAAAAAAACCAGCGUAUGUGGUAAAUCCAUUCUUCUAACCAAAAAA